GUAGUCGAGGGGUACUGUUACCUCGAGCAUCAAAUCUGCAUCAAUGGUGUGUACGGAGAAAGGACCUCAGGAGUGCACUUUGGAUGAUGGUAACUUCAAGGUAACUCAGCUGUGACACUGCCGAGUGUCGAAGUUCUCGAAGAAGACACCUGAAUGCACCGAGGCGGCAGUCGCUCAGCCUCGCCUGGGCUGCGCGAGCGUCCGAGUCCGCUGGAGUCUGGACGCCGAAACUCGCCGCCGAAGCAUGUCAGCUCGGUGGAACAGAAGCACGCGGCCCCGAAGCUUCUCACAAGCUCACGACAACAAUUCUGACCUUGUCACUCGUAUCCUACAAUUCCUUCCACAGCAACCGGCAAGGAACGAGCCACCGUCUCCAUCCUCAUCACGGCUCGUUCCAAGAGGCUGGGGAGAUUGCAAUCCGCCACCCGCAGCUAACGGUCCCUGCCCGGCACCAUCGCCGGAGGUUCCGC
Messenger RNA from Parathielavia appendiculata, 470 nucleotides. RefSeq lists its product as uncharacterized. Lineage: Eukaryota; Fungi; Ascomycota; Sordariomycetes; Sordariales; Chaetomiaceae. The record is from RefSeq and is a predicted model, not a curated record. The coding region runs from base 154 to 312 and encodes 52 amino acids. The transcript has a single exon.